AUGCCCCGUUGCGCCCUCGUUACCGGCUGCAGCGCCGGAGGCAUCGGCUCAGCGCUAGUGGAGGAACUCCACGCCCAAGGGCUGAGAGUCUACGCGACAGCCCGCUCCCCAGCCAAGAUGAACCACCUUGUCAAACUUCCCAAUGUCACUCUCGUCACCCUCGACGUCGUCGACCCGGCCAGCAUUGCCGCUGCCGUCGAUACCGUCCGCCAGGAUUUGUCUUCAAGUGGUGACUCUCUCGACGUUCUCAUCAACAACGCCGGCCAAUCCCUCGUCUAUCCCGCCCUGGACACCUCCAUAGACGAGGCCAAGCGUCUUUUCGAUGUAAAUUUCUGGGGUGUCAUCGCUGUCACCCAGGCUUUCACGCCGUUGCUUCAGGCGGCCAAGAAUGGCGGUACCCUCGUGAACGUCUGCUCCAUCUCAGGCUUCUUGUACGCCCCCUGGAUGAGUGUCUACAACGCCUCAAAAGCCGCUCUAAUGUCUUGGAGUGAGACUCUCCGGCUAGAACUGCAGCCCUUCAACAUCCGGGUUAUUUCCCUGAAGGCGCUCUCGGAUAUUCAAUUACGUGGCGUCGGGAAGGAUGUCUCGAGUAAGAGCGCGCCGGCAGACUUUGCUCGCGAGGUUGUCAAGGAUGUCUUGGCCGGAGCGUCGGGACCGGUGUGGCGUGGCGCGAUGGCUUCCAUAGUGAAGUUUAUGUCCAAUUACAUGCCGACAACCGUUUUAGACCGGGCAAUGAGUAGGGGAACUGGGCUGGACAAGCUGCCUUGA
Aspergillus tanneri is the source of this 768-nucleotide messenger RNA. RefSeq lists its product as uncharacterized. The record is from RefSeq and is a predicted model, not a curated record. The transcript is spliced from 4 exons. The coding region runs from base 1 to 768 and encodes 255 amino acids. Gene Ontology annotation, biological process: phosphatidic acid biosynthetic process; triglyceride catabolic process. Gene Ontology annotation, molecular function: acylglycerone-phosphate reductase (NADP+) activity; triacylglycerol lipase activity. Gene Ontology annotation, cellular component: lipid droplet; endoplasmic reticulum. NCBI's taxonomy places the organism in Eukaryota, Fungi, Ascomycota, Eurotiomycetes, Eurotiales, Aspergillaceae.